UUUUCCCCCCGACCUUUUUUUUCUCCACUGCCAAAGCCCUCCCUUGGGUUGCGGGCUCGAGAGGCAGCGUUACGCUUCUCACAUAGCAGCACUGCGCGCCGAAUGCUCCCUCCAUGAGUGUGCCGCCCACCCGUCGCAGCACGGCACGAGGCUGACCAUUGACGCCCGCACCACUGGCACUCCCGCCGCCGUAGUCCCCUAGGCAUGGCGCUCUUAGCGCGCACACCCCUGCUUCCCGCCUCCCCCUCCCCCCCCGCCUCUAGCGCUCUCAUUCCCGCUCUCCACCUCUCCCGGCCCUUCCCCCUCCGCCAACCCCGCCUAAGACUGCGCAUAUGCGUCGCCGCGUCGUCAUCGUCGUCGCCUGGCGACCAGAAGGUGGCAGAGCAGGAUGAGGCGAGUCUGCCGCCCAAGGAGAGCGAGGUGCUCAGCCUCAAGCGCGAGUCGGAGCAACCCCCCAAACAGCCUCCUCCCCGCGCCACCAGCGCUUCCGCCUCCCCCCUCCCCCGGGGCCGUGCUGGCGCGGGCAGGCGGGGGGAGCGCGCGUCAGUGGGGGAGGUGGUCCGGGGGGCAGUGCGCGCAGUGGAGGACGCGCCCGUUGAGACUGUCGGCACCGCCGCCGCCGCCUCAGGGCUGGCGGUGCUGGGCGUGGUGUUCGCGACGUCGCUGCUGGGGUCGCUGGACUCCGUGCCGCUGGCGCCCGAGUUCAUGCAGACCAUCGGCGUCGUCUACUGCGCCCUCGUCGCCAGGCAGUACUUCACGAAGCGCAAGAUCCCCGCAGCCCCAACGCCCAUCACGGCCAUCCAGACGCUCUUCCCCAACAUCGCCUCCGACGAAUCUGCCCCUGACAGCCCCGCCUCGCGCAUCCCCGAGGGCGUGGGCGAGGGCGUGCAGGGGCGGCUGCGCGCGCUGGAGGCGGAGAGGGACGUGGCGGUGGCGGCGGCGGGGGAGAUGCGGCGUGCGGGGCAGGAGAUGGCGCGCGUGGUGGCGGAGAAGGAGGCGCUGGAGGCCGUGGCGCUGCAGCUCGCGGACGAGCGGGACUCCGCCAUCGCUGAGGUGACGGCGCUGAAGACGGCGGUGAACGCGAUGACGGAGCGCAUGCGCGCCAUCGAGGCCAUGCUGGCGUCCGAGGUUCAGCGCCUGCAGGAGCAGAACCUGGCGCUCGAGACCGUGGCGCUGCAGCUGGCUGAUGAGCGGGACUCCGCCAUCAAGCAGGCGUCGGAGCUGCGGGCGGCGUUUGAGGCGCAGAGGGAGGAGGACAAGCGCGUGCUGGAGAUGCUGGCAGCGCAGCUCAUAGAGGAGAGGAACGCCGCCGUCAAGGAGGUGCACGAGCUCAAGCAGGUGGUGGCGGGGCUGGCGGAGGCCACGGGGGCGGGCAGCGGGCUGACGCAGGAGAUGGAGGCGUUCAUCCGCAGCCGCGUGCGCGCCGUGCGCUCCCAGUUCGUCGACAUCUCCAAGCCCUACUCGCAGCAGGAGGAGGCGGUGAAUGUGUUCGUGGCGCAUCUGGUGGAGGAGUUUGGCGCGCCCAGGGAGUGGACGCAGCGCUACAUCCGCCAGUUCCUCGACGCCUCCUCCGACGGCCACGCCAUUGCCCUCAACGGCCCCGUACCCCCCUCCGACCGCUUCAACUGAACUGGCUCGAUUGUGCAUGUGCUCAAGCAAACGCCACUGUGGUCUCCGUUCACUCCUUUUUCCAAUAAAGCUGUGCUGCCCGCGUUGGCUCUGCUUGCACUGAUGCUACUCCCCUUGCUCCUGCUCCUGCUCCUGCUCCUGCCCAUGCUCCUGCUGCCAUCGAAUGGCACACACGCGACCAAGCUAGGGGCAUGCACCCACCCUGGUUGAUGGCACACACACACACAUGCGAUGGAUGCAUACGCCACGCCAUGGCUUGCCUUUGAGGGCAAAUAUACGAGAGCACCGUUCAGUGGGAAGCAGUAAGCCCGCGGAGAUUUUCCACCAUAUUUGUAGAAUAGCGAAUGUCAGAUGUGUUGCGUAGUGUUGCCGUUAGCUACUACUAGAGGCAGGGUUAUUGCACACAUAAGGCAAGGGUUUGAGGUCCAUAACAACCACUGUACAUGUGCUGACUGCUGCACAUUUGUGCAACAGUAAGA
This is a messenger RNA of Closterium sp. NIES-67, 2108 nucleotides long. Lineage: Eukaryota; Viridiplantae; Streptophyta; Zygnematophyceae; Desmidiales; Closteriaceae. The record is from the annotation of a GenBank genome assembly.